Molecule: messenger RNA, 1296 nt
Organism: Budorcas taxicolor (takin)
Lineage: Eukaryota; Metazoa; Chordata; Mammalia; Artiodactyla; Bovidae
Gene: KRT40
Product: keratin 40
Exons: 7
Coding region: 1-1296 (431 amino acids)
Molecular function (GO): structural molecule activity
Source: RefSeq, a predicted model, not a curated record
AUGGCUUCUGACUGUUCCCCCACGGGCUGCUCUUCUGAAUCCAGUGCCAGGGCUUCUGACUGUGCGCUUGCCUCAACCUGUUCCGUGGCAACCACUUGUCUCCCCAGCGCCUGUGCUACAUCCAGCUGCCAGACCCCCAGCUUUCUAUCCGGGUCUCGUCUGCCAACUGGGUGCCUCCCGCCGUCCUGCUUUGCUGGGAGCUGUAAUAUUCCGUGCGUGUUGGGCAACUGUGCUUGGUGUGAGGACGGUGCGUUCAAUAGUAACGAGAAGGAGACGAUGCAGUUCCUGAAUGACAGGCUCGCCAGCUAUCUGGAGAAGGUGCGCGGGCUGGAGGAGUUGAAUGCUGAGUUGGAAUGCAAGAUCCAAGAACAGUGUGAAGAGGAUGUCCCGUUGGUGUGCCCUGAUUAUCAGUGUUACUUCGACACCAUUGAAGAUCUCCAACAAAAGAUCUUGUGUACGAAGGCAGAGAAUUGUAGACUUGCUGUACAGCUUGACAACUGCAAACUGGCUGCUGAUGACUUUAGGUCAAAGUACGAAUCUGAACUCUCUCUUCGCCAGCUGGUAGAGACUGACAUUAGUGGCCUGCAUGGGAUUCUGGGAGAGCUGACUGUAUGCAGAUCUGAUCUGGAGGCCCAUGUAGAGUCUCUGAAGGAUGAUCUCCUUUGCCUUAAGAAAAGCCAUGAAGAGGAGGUCAACAUGCUUCGUGGACAGCUGGGCGACCGACUCAGUGUGGAGCUAAACACUGCCCCCACCACAGAUCUUAACAGGGUCUUGGAUGAGAUGCGUUGUCAGUAUGAAACUGUGCUCGCCAACAACCGCAGAGACGUGGAAGAAUGGUUUGCUGUUCAGACAGAGGAACUGAAUCAGCAGCAGCUAUCCAGUGCAGAGCAGCUGCAGGGCUGCCAGACGGAGAUCUUGGAACUGAAGCGCACAGCCAACGCUCUGGAAAUUGAGCUUCAAGCACAGCAGAGCCUGACAGAAUCUCUGGAAUGCACCGUGGCGGAGACGGAGGCCCAGUACAGCUCGGAGCUGGCCCAGAUACAGUGUCUGAUCGAUAACGUGGAGAACCAGCUGGCUGAGAUCCGCUGCGACCUGGAGCGGCAGAACCAGGAGUAUCAGGUGCUGCUGGACACCAAGGCCCGGCUGGAGUGUGAGAUCAACACGUACCGGGGGCUGCUGGACAGCGAGGACAGCAGGCUUCCCUGUAACCCAUGUUCUGCAACAAGCACGUCAAACAACACUUGUGAGCCAUGCUCGGCGUACAUAAUUUGCACAGUUGAAAACAGCUGUCCCUGA